Molecule: messenger RNA, 3129 nt
Organism: Linum trigynum
Lineage: Eukaryota; Viridiplantae; Streptophyta; Magnoliopsida; Malpighiales; Linaceae
Source: the annotation of a GenBank genome assembly
UCUUUAUUACUGUUUAGUUGUUUGGUUAUUAAAGUUCUGGCUGGGUAGACAGUCGUAAGCAAACUACUGGCUGGUGCGAGGGCCAUUGAUUGUUGGGAGAUCCUAGUGAGGCCAAUUUGUGCCAGCAUUGGCACAUACUAGUUGUAGUAACAGGAAGAAUUGCAGAACGAUGAGGACAAUUAUGUUACGCCGUUUCUGGAGAUUGGAGCUAUUGCAGGAGACCACAGGCAGAGAGCUUCCUGGUACCACUCUUCUCCAGUUUUGAAACUCUCUAUAUUGUGCUGAUUAGUCUCUUGAAUUCGCAUCGUAAGUAAGUUUCCUUACCGCUCCCUUCACUUCACAUGUUGGAACCUGAUUUGUUGAGCUUCAUUUUUCAAAGACUUUUAGUGCACGAAAAUGACAUUGAAGUAAGCAUGGAGUGAAUAAUAGCCGUGAUGAAUGUAGUACAACUGCAGGCCUGGGUUCUUUGUUCUUGUUGAACCAAAGACGUUUAGGAAGAUACGCUGGAUCACCAGGUGCAGCCGAAGGAGUCGUGGUGCGUGGUAUCAAAGGAAUAUGAAGCCACGGUAACAUUAAUGGAGAUCAAAGUUAUGGUGAGUGGUAUCAAAGGAAUAUGAAGCCACGGUAACAUUUAUGCAGAUCAAAGUUAAUGUACGCCGCCUACUACAUCUCAACUGUGGUCUUUCGAUGAAUCGGAAGCCACGGUAACAUUUAUGGAGAUCAAAGUUCUUGCCAGUUGCCUGAUCUUGGAGUUUCUGAGGAGAUGAAGCUUCAGAAUCCCACCGAAGUUAUAGGACCACAACGGCUAUGGCUAUGGCUAUGGCCAUAACUUGUACCACACGAAAUAGGAUUGAGAAAUGAGAACUGGUCUCGCCAAAUUGCUUCACAGUCCCUUGAUUUCACUUCACAAAUACACUUGGGCUUAAAGGCCCAUCUGGACGCUAGCCGCUUAAACCCCUCUGGCUCCUCGGGAGAUCGGUAAGGCGAAGCAACAAUGUUAUCCACUCUGCAUUCCCCUCGCUCACUGUCCCGCUUCCCGCUCCACCUCACCUCUUCCGUUAAACCCCGCGCCGCCUCCGCUUCCUCUCUCUCCGACUACCCGCCGUCGCCGCCGCUCCCAGUUGCCCAAUCCCCAGGGGGAGCGCCGGCCUCCCAAAUCCUGACCAUCCGCCGCUCCCUCCUCUCCGGAUCCGUCACUGCUACCCAGCUAGCCGAGUCUUACUUGUCCCGCCUACGCCUCACGGAGCCGCAGCUCAAUUCCUUCAUACACGUCUCCGAUUCCGUGUUGAAAUCCGCGCAAGAGAUCGAUGACAAGAUUGCAAAAGGCGGAGGUGAAGCAUUGGGACCCCUCGCCGGGGUCAUGGUCGGCGUCAAGGAUAAUAUCUGCACCGUGGAUAUGCCGUCCACAGGUGGGUCCCGUAUUCUGGAGAACUACCGGCCGCCUUUUGAUGCCACGGCGGUGAAGAGGCUGAAGGAGAAAGGCGGGAUUGUGGUGGGGAAGACUAAUUUGGAUGAGUUUGGUAUGGGAAGUACUACAGAAGGUUCUGGGUUUCAGGUGACUGCGAACCCUUGGGAUUUGGGUCGUGUGCCUGGUGGAUCGUCGGGGGGAUCGGCUUCCGCGGUAUCUGCUCGGCAAUGCGUAGUUUCAUUGGGAAGUGAUACAGGUGGAAGUGUAAGACAGCCAGCAUCAUUCUGUGGUGUGGUUGGGUUAAAGCCGACCUAUGGACGUGUCUCGAGGUUUGGGCUUAUGGCAUAUGCAUCUUCACUUGACGUAAUCGGAUGUCUCGGGACAUCAGUGGCUGAUGUUGGUAUAUUUCUCAAUGCAAUCUCCGGUCAUGAUAAGUUUGAUGCUACUAGCAGCAAGCAAGAAGUUCCAGAUUUUGAAUCUCUUUUUGCUUCCAUAAACCUACUGGAGUCCAAACCAUUGAGUGGGCUGAAGGUGGGUCUUAUACGGGAAACCCUUGAUGAUGGUGUGGACAGUGGAGUUAAGUCAGCAAUAAACGCUGCUGUUUUGCAUAUGCAAGAGUUGGGCUGCAUUGUCAAUGAGGUUUCAUUGUCUUCUUUCUCCCUUGGUUUACCUGCCUACUAUAUUCUUGCCUCAUCUGAGUCAUCUUCAAACUUGUCUCGUUAUGAUGGUGUCAGAUAUGGAAAACAAACAGUAUCUGAUGAGUUAAAUGCUCUUUAUGCGGAUUCGAGAGCAAGUGGUUUUGGUCCUGAGGUUAAAAUGCGAAUUUUAAUGGGAACAUAUGCUCUCUCAGCUGGUUAUUAUGAUGCUUAUUACAAGCGUGCUCAACAGGUAAGGACAUUGAUUCGAGAAAGCUUCAAGACAGCACUAGACUCUAAUGACAUUCUAAUUUCCCCAGCUGCGCCAUCGGUAGCUUAUGAGAUGGGUGAAAAGAAAAACGAUCCGUUGUCAAUGUACGCUGGAGACAUAAUGACUGUAAAUGUUAACUUGGCUGGGCUUCCAGCACUGGUUGUACCUUGUGGAUUUGUUGAGGGAGGGCCUUCGGGACUUCCAGUCGGUCUCCAAAUGAUUGGAGCAGCAUUUCAUGAGGAGAAACUGCUAAAAAUCGGCCACCUCUUUGAGCAGACCCUUCAAGGAUGCAGGUUUGUUCCACCAUUGGUAGCUGAUGAUCCGACUUGGGAGUAGAACCUAAUUCUAACUAGUUUCAUCGUGAUAGGCGAGACACAUAACUUGAACAUAUUCGUAGAAAUGAACAUACUCGUGCAUGCAUUAAGUAAAUUAUUCUGAAUAUUAUUUUUUUCUGAAACGGGAUUCCGAACUCAACUGAGCUAGAGCAACCGUCUGGUAUUAACUAAUGGAGAGAAAGGCGAUCACUUGCUUAGUGCAACCGUCUGAUAUCAUGCUUACUUGACACUAUCGCAGCAACUCUUCGUUAAAAUUUUAUAUAUUAGAUGAAGGGCUGAUGCUUUAAAAAUCCAAUUCGCGGAUUUUCCUACUGUAUUUUGUUGAGGGACUGGUAUAUGUGAAUUCGCAGGGGCUCUGACGUGUGCUUAAUUAGAGAUUUCCUUGUUAGUUCUGAGUGUUAGGUUACCAUGGCCAUAAAUCGAGCCGAAAUCUCCAUCAUUCUGAGCUCCAAUUUCUCCUAACAAAUCCAUGAAUUCAUC